GCCUACAAUUCCCACAAUGCAUUGAGAAGGCAGCCAGAAAGGGAAGAAAACAUUGUCAGCUGACUUGACUUGACUGUAUGUGUUAAUGAGUAGUUUUUGGCAGUUUAAAGGCACUUGUUUAGUCAUUUAAAAUAGAUUUUUUUUGCAAUAUCACACGUUAGUGAGUAAGUAGCUAUGUUACGACCAAAGGCGUUAACGCAGGUUCUCAGCCAAGCGAACACAAACGGAGUCCAAAGCACACUCUUACUGAAUAAUGAAGGUUCACUUCUGGCUUACUCUGGUUAUGGGGACACUGACGCACGAGUGACAGCCGCCAUCGCCAGCAACAUCUGGGCAGCCUACGACAAGAACGGCCACCAAGCCUUCAACGAAGACAAACUCAAAUUCAUACUCAUGGAUUGUAUGGAAGGAAGAGUGGCCAUUACUCGUGUAGCCAACCUACUACUGUGUAUGUACGCCAAAGAGACAGUGGGCUUUGGAAUGCUUAAAGCCAAGGCAGAAGCCCUGGUGCAGUACCUGGAGGAACCAUUAACCCAAGUGGCAGCAUCAUAGUCGAGAUGUGACUGAAGCUCUGCCUGUCGCUUCUGUCUGCCUGGAAAAAAAGCAUCACAUGAUCCAGGUCAUUCAUGUACUAUUGUAACAUUCUGUGUACAUGCAUAUAUCUAGUGUGAGUGAGUAAACGUGUGUGGGGUGCAGGGAGUAAGUGUAUUUAUAAUCAUGGUAUUGAAACUAAUACUUACUAACUUAAUAACUUGUAUGGGUAUUUAAAUGUGCCCUCCCUUGUGACUCUGUUUAUGUAAUGGCCUGUUCUGAAAGUCCACAUCAUUUGUUGGUAGGGAGUCUGAGUGUACAACUGCUGAAAUGAUUCAGCAGUUCAAUCAACUGGUCCCACGGUUGAUUUAUUCAUUUGCAGUUUUAGAUCAGGCUGUUAAGCAGAAAGUUUAACAUUUUGAAUCUUAUCAGAGGACUAAAAUGCAUGUAAUAUAAAGUUUUAAAAUAUAAAUUUUUUUUCCAUCUGAUUAAAUGCAGUUAUGAUUAUUUGCUACUCUUUUUUGCAAAGCUGUCAAAUAAACAAUUUUUGGAUUAAUAUUUA
This is a messenger RNA of Siniperca chuatsi (mandarin fish), 1093 nucleotides long. It is a transcript of the gene lamtor2, whose product is annotated as late endosomal/lysosomal adaptor, MAPK and MTOR activator 2. The record is from RefSeq and is a predicted model, not a curated record. The coding region runs from base 175 to 552 and encodes 125 amino acids. The transcript has 4 exons. NCBI's taxonomy places the organism in Eukaryota, Metazoa, Chordata, Actinopteri, Centrarchiformes, Sinipercidae. Gene Ontology annotation, cellular component: Ragulator complex. Gene Ontology annotation, biological process: positive regulation of TOR signaling; cellular response to amino acid stimulus. Gene Ontology annotation, molecular function: molecular adaptor activity; guanyl-nucleotide exchange factor activity.